Messenger RNA from Myotis myotis, 1158 nucleotides. Its product is annotated as Kruppel-like factor 18. The record is from RefSeq and is a predicted model, not a curated record. The coding region runs from base 1 to 1158 and encodes 385 amino acids. Lineage: Eukaryota; Metazoa; Chordata; Mammalia; Chiroptera; Vespertilionidae. Gene Ontology annotation, molecular function: RNA polymerase II cis-regulatory region sequence-specific DNA binding; DNA-binding transcription factor activity, RNA polymerase II-specific. The transcript has a single exon. Gene Ontology annotation, biological process: regulation of transcription by RNA polymerase II.
AUGAUGGAUCCCACAGCUAAAGAUCUACUUCAGUUAUCCGGCAACUGCCAAGAGACUCACCCUUUACCUCAGGAAAUUGUGGAGUUCGUCCUGGAGUUCUCUGAGACACAUGAGUCAAGAACUCCAGCUGCACCAGAGCCACAGAUCUGCAUGCCUCUGACUGCCCGUGGUGACGAGUGCCAGCAUGAGUCCAUUCAGAACCAGGUGAUGGCUCCUUUGAGGCCCACAAUGAUGGUUUCUGCAUAUUCUAAUAUCCUUGGGACAGUCCUUGACCAGAACUCAAUAACUCUCCCCGUUAAUGCCUUCGAUAAGCCCCCUGGAGAACUAAAUGAGACUGUCUCCAUGGACCAGAAGGUGACCUCCUUUGAUCAAAGAAAACCCACAGCAACCUACUGGAUGAUAGGUGUGACUGACAACCCAAAGGCAUUGUUCACUGAUUGCCUAAAGACAACCAUCACUGCAAACAACAUGACAAUCUCCAAAGAAAGCAGCCAGAUGAAGACCCUCAGUGAUGAACAGACUGUCUAUGGAGGCCAGAUGACCUUCGGUGGGGACCAGACCCCUUAUGGAGGCCAGAUGACACCUCUUAAAGGGGGCUAUCCAGUGACCUUCAUUGGGAACCAUAUCUUCACUGGGGGCCAGGUGACAACAUACAGCAGUGACAAGACUCUCUAUGGGGGUCAGAUGGGGACCCUUAAGGGGGACCAGAUGAGAACCUUCAUUAAUGACCACACUCUCUAUGGAAGCCAUAUGAUGCCGUGUCAGUCGCCAUCAUUGCCAUACCUAGGAUCCCUGUACCAUUCAAGUUCCCAUUUGACCCAAGGACAAGCCCUAGAAGAACAGAAGUCAAAACUCAAAACCCAGAGACGUCAGUUCAAGAAGAAUCUUGACAUUUUAAAGCCCUACACUUGCACAUACCAGGACUGUCAGAAAUCAUAUUCAAAGUAUUACUCUCUCCAACUCCAUAAUCGCAAACACACAGGAGAGAGGCCCUACAAAUGCAAUGUGAAGGGAUGCACAUGGGAAUUCGCACGUUUAGAUGAGCUCAAGAGACACAGCAAAAGGCAUAGUGGGGAGCGACCCUACCUGUGUACUCUGUGCGACAGGCGUUUUGCACGAUUAGAUCACUUGAAGCAGCACCAGAAAGUCCACCAGUGA